CUCCCGGUGACUUGAAGUUUGCAGUCACGGGCAGCAUGUCCGGCUGUAGGCUGUUCUCGCGUGGGGCUGCGGCGGCGGCGGCGGCGGCGGCAUCGGCGCGAGCUUCGCGGGUGCUGAGGGUCUUCACGGCUAGGCGCCGCCCGCUGCACACCAGUCUGCAGAGCUGCUCUUUCGCCAAGGAGCUUUUCCUGGGCAACAUCGAGCAGAAAGGAGUUUUCCCAUUUCCAGAGGUUAGUCAAGAUGAACUUAGUGAAAUCAAUCAGUUUGUGGGACCACUGGAAAGAUUCUUCACUGAUGAAGUGGACUCUCGAAAAAUUGACCGGGAGGGAAAAAUCCCAGUUGACACCUUAGAGAAAUUGAAGAGCCUGGGACUUUUUGGGAUACAGGUCCCAGAAGAAUAUGGUGGCCUGGGCCUCUCUAACACUAUGUAUGCUCGGCUUGGGGAGAUCAUCAGCAUGGAUGGCUCUAUCACGGUGACCCUAGCAGCACACCAGGCUAUUGGCCUCAAGGGGAUUAUCUUGGUCGGCAAUGAAGAACAGAAGGCCAAGUAUCUGCCCAAACUGGCAUCUGGAGAACACAUCGCAGCCUUCUGCCUAACAGAGCCAGCCAGUGGGAGUGAUGCUGCGUCCAUCCAGACUCGAGCUACAUUAAGUGAAGAUAAGAAGUACUUCAUCAUCAAUGGCUCCAAGGUUUGGAUCACCAAUGGCGGACUGGCCAAUAUUUUUACUGUGUUUGCAAAAACUGAGGUGGUUGAUUCCGAUGGUUCAAUAAAAGACAAAAUCACGGCUUUCAUAGUAGAAAGAGACUUUGGUGGAAUCACUAAUGGGAAGCCUGAAGAUAAAUUAGGCAUUCGAGGCUCCAACACAUGUGAAGUCCAUUUUGAAAAUACCAGAGUGCCUGUGGAAAAUGUCCUUGGAGAGGUUGGAGGUGGCUUUAAGGUAGCUAUGAACAUCCUCAACAGUGGGCGAUUCAGCAUGGGUAGUGCUGUGGCCGGGAUGCUCAAGAAACUGAUUGAACUGACUGCGGAAUAUGCCUGUACGAGGAAACAGUUCAAUAGGAAUCUGAGUGAAUUUGGUUUGAUUCAGGAAAAGUUUGCGCUAAUGGCUCAGAAGGCAUAUGUAAUGGAGAGUAUGGCUUACCUCACCGCAGGGAUGCUGGACCAACCAGGAUUCCCCGACUGCUCAAUUGAGGCCGCCAUGGUGAAGGUGUUUAGCUCCGAGGCUGCCUGGCAGUGUGUGAGUGAGGCUCUGCAGAUCCUCGGGGGCUCAGGCUACAUGAAGGACUACCCCUAUGAGAGGAUGCUGCGUGACGCCCGCAUUCUCCUAAUCUUUGAGGGAACCAAUGAGAUUCUUCGGUUGUUCAUUGCCCUGACAGGCCUGCAGCAUGCUGGACGCAUCCUGACAUCAAGAAUCAAAGAGCUUAAAAGCGGCAAUGUGAUCACGAUCUUUGAGACAAUUGGUCGGAAGCUUCGGGACUCACUGGGCCGAACUGUGGACCUGGGGCUAUCAGGCGAUCUCGUACACCCCAGUCUUGGAGACAGUGCCAGCAAGCUUGAGGAAAAUGUGUAUUACUUUGGCCGAACUGUUGAAACCCUAUUACUCCGAUUUGGAAAGACCAUCGUAGAGGAACAGCUGGUUUUGAAGAGGGUAGCCAACAUCCUCAUCAACCUGUAUGCCAUGACAGCUGUGCUGUCUCGGGCCAGUCGCUCGAUCCGAAUUGGGCUCCGGAAUCAUGAUCACGAGGUUCUUUUGGCCAACAUGUUCUGUGUGGAGGCUUAUUUCCAGAAUCUCUUGAGCCUGUCUCAGCUGGACAAGUAUGCUCCAGAAAACCUGGAUGAUCAGAUUAAGAAAGUGUCUCAGCAGAUUCUUGAGAAGCGAGCCUACAUCUGUGCCCAUCCUCUAGACAGGACGUCCUGAAGCUGGAACUGUGUACCCGUACCUAUCUAGCUCAGGUUAACAUAAGUCAGUCUCUUCAGAAGAUAAACCAUGGGGUCAUCUGUGUGGACUGUAUGUCAUUUGUAUGCACUAAGCAGUUUUCUUCUCUGUGAAAGAGCAAUAGUUAGGUUUUUACCUGUAGGCUCUGCAUCUAAAGAGAACACAUCUUCUAGAAGGAAAGAAGGAAGGAAGGAAGGAAGGAAGGAAGGAAGGAAGGAAGGAAGGAAGGAAGGAAGGAAGGAAGGAAGGAAGGAAGGGAAGAAAAGGACAAAAUUGUUGAAGAAAGAAGAAGAAGGAACCAAGUUGCUGAUGGCUCUUGUGUGUGGCUACAGUGACACAUCUCAGUGGAAAUGGGCCCACCUCCAUGACACAAGCUCCCGGGGACCUAAGAUGUAGGCAGCCAUCCUGCUAAACCAUAUGCUGAAGAAGAACCUGAGAAGCUGGUCUAUACCACCUGCUGAAACUGUUGACAUAACAAAAACCAUAAACCGUCACAGUUUAUAUCCAAUUUAAAUUUCAUGUUCUUUCAGUCCAUAAUCAUGAGGGGUCUUAACAAUAAAAUUCCUUCUUGAGUGUUUUAAA
Molecule: messenger RNA, 2516 nt
Organism: Psammomys obesus (fat sand rat)
Lineage: Eukaryota; Metazoa; Chordata; Mammalia; Rodentia; Muridae
Gene: Acad9
Product: acyl-CoA dehydrogenase family member 9
Exons: 18
Coding region: 36-1916 (626 amino acids)
Molecular function (GO): flavin adenine dinucleotide binding; acyl-CoA dehydrogenase activity
Source: RefSeq, a predicted model, not a curated record